Molecule: messenger RNA, 2471 nt
Organism: Orcinus orca (killer whale)
Lineage: Eukaryota; Metazoa; Chordata; Mammalia; Artiodactyla; Delphinidae
Gene: MRPL33
Product: mitochondrial ribosomal protein L33
Exons: 5
Coding region: 94-420 (108 amino acids)
Biological process (GO): translation
Cellular component (GO): mitochondrion; ribosome
Molecular function (GO): structural constituent of ribosome
Source: RefSeq, a predicted model, not a curated record
GCACUUCCGGAAUCCUCUUCCGGAACAGGCCUGUGCCCCGGAAGCAGUUAUUUGUUGAGGGAAUUUGGACCUGCUUUCGAGGCUGCUGUCGCUAUGUUCCUGUCCGCGGUCACUUUUGCCAAGACCAAGUCAAAAACAAUUCUGGUGAAAAUGUUGAGCCAAGCUGGAACAGGUUUUUCCUUCAACACUAAGAGAAGCCGACUGCGGGAGAAACUGACUCUCUUGCAUUAUGAUCCAGUAGAAAAGGCAGAGUCACAGUCCAGAGUGAUCUUGAAAGAACUCCCAUGCAAUAACAGAGAUGGCCGCGGUGAGCAGGAAUGGCCUACCCAAGAACCAUCUUCAUGCAAUGGAAACCACUUAGGAGACCUACAGUACAGUCCUGGCAGCUCUGCUCCUGAGGACACUAUUGCAGCAUCCUAGGAAGAUGGGCAAGGAGUAGACUACCAGCUCACUGCCAUGUCAUCACACUGAUGUCCAGGACACUGAAGGAGUGGGAAGAAGAGGAGCUUAAGCGUAGGAAGCUCAGAAGUCUUAACUGUAGAUGGGUAAGCAAUCUCCCACAACCUCAUACCAUCCCUUCUUACUGGGAGAGGGACUGUUUCCUGUGCCUUCUAGGCCUACAGAACAUUCUAAAUCUAGAUUUUGCUCUCCUGACGUUUGCUAAGGUUUUUUUUUUGGCUGCGUUGGGUCUUUGUUGCUGCGCGUGAACUUCCUCUAGUUGCAGCAAGCGGGGGCUACUCUUAAUUGCAGUGUGUGGGCUUCUCAUUGCAGUGCCUUCUCUUGCCAUGGAGCACGGGCUCUAGGCACACGGGCUCAGUAGUUGUGGCUCGUGGGCUCUAGAGUGCAGGCUCAGUAGUUGUGGCACACGAACAUAGCUGCUCCACAGCAUGUGGGAAUCUUCCUGGAGCAGGGCUCGAACCUGAGUCCCCUGCAUUGGCAGGCGGAUUCUUUACUGCGCCACCAGGGAGGUCUCUAGCUAAGGUUUUAACAGUUGUUUUUUCCUCUCCAUCCUCCCUCCACCCACACGCCCCCCUUCUCCCCUCCCAUUGCUCUUCUUUUGGUCUCUGGCCAUUAUGAGUUCUGAAGCAGGGCCAGGUCCCCUUGGGAGCCCCUAAUAUGCCCGGCACUAGGCAGAUAUACAUGCAAGUCCAGUUCUGGCCAUGGGACAGUACUUUAGGAAAACGGAAAAAAAAACAGUCUUGUAUCUGGCCCUGCUUCAGUUCCUCAAAGUGAAGAUGACAUUUCUGGUAAGCAGUUACAAUUAGAUUUUUAGAGCCCUGGGUUUUCAAAUAAUCACAUGCAGGAUUAAGAAAGAUAAUUUAAAAUGUUUAAUUCUGCCUGAUUAGCUGGUAAUUGAGGUGAUCUGCUGAUGUGGAAGUAAUGUAAUAGAGUUAAUAUGCCCCCCGGCAUGACAGAUGUCUUGUGCCUUGUCGAUCAGUCUCUUUAGCAAUUACCUUGUCCUCUGUCCUUUUUUUUUUUUUUUUAUUUUGAUAGUCAGUGAACUUCUUUUUGUCAUCGUCAUCCUUUCUGGCAGCCAGAGUCAGCAGACCUUGCACAGACAUCAUGCCCAUUUAUUGGUAUCAUUCCUAAGUUUUAGAUGGCUAUUUCAGGGCUUCCCUGGUGGUGCAGUGGUUAAGAAUCCGCCUGCCAAUGCAGGGGACACGGGUUCGAGCCCUGGUCCGGGAAGAUCCCACAUGCCGCGGAGCAACUAAGCCCGUGCGCCACAACUACUGAGCCUGCGCUCUAGAGCCCACGAGCCACAACUACUGAGCCCGCGUGCCACAACUACUGAAGCCUGUGCACCUAGAGCCUGUGCUCGGCAACAAGAGAAGCCACUGCAAUGAGAAGCCCAUGCACUGCAAUAAAGAGUACCCCUGCUCGCCACAACUAGAGAAAGCCCAUGUGCAGCAACGAAGACCCAAUGCAGCCAAAAAAAAAAAAAAAAAAGACGGCUAUUUCAGAGCCUCAUUUGGAUAUGGAUUUUCUUUAUUCUAUGAUGCCAAUUUCAGAGGUGUCAUUUACCCUCUGUAAGUUUUCUUUUCUUUUUUUUCUGGCCUCGCCUUUCUAUGACUCCAGGGAAAACAAUCCUAGGAUAUGUUUUAAAAUGGGAAACUGGGUAAAAGUGCCUAUGUGACCCUUUGUAAUCCAAAGCUUCCUCCCCCAAUCCUGCUCUGUCCCUAGGCAGUCACUGGCUUGCUUCUGUUCAUUAUAGAUAAAUUUGUGUUUCCUAGACUUUUAUAUAAAUGGAAUCAUGAUAUACGUACUCUUUAUUGUCUGGCUUCUUCUGCUCGGUGUAAUUAUUUUGAAUUCAUCUAUUUUAUUGCUGUAUAAAUAGUUAAUUCCUUUUUAUUGUUGAGUAGUGUUCCAUUGUACGGACAUAGCACAAUUGUUUUAUCCAUUCACUUGGAUGGACAUUUAGGUUAUUUUUUGUUUUACAAAUUAACUAUUUGUAAAUAUUACAAAUAAAAAUA